Molecule: messenger RNA, 965 nt
Organism: Zingiber officinale
Lineage: Eukaryota; Viridiplantae; Streptophyta; Magnoliopsida; Zingiberales; Zingiberaceae
Product: protein P21-like
Exons: 1
Coding region: 50-721 (223 amino acids)
Biological process (GO): defense response
Cellular component (GO): extracellular region
Source: RefSeq, a predicted model, not a curated record
CCAGUGAAUUCUCACAAGCUUGAGCAUUAGAGUACGUAGGUAGUCCAUUAUGGCUACAUCGACCAGCGCCGUGCUCUGUUUCUUCCUCUUCCUCCUCCCUCUCUCCAUUAACGCCGCCACCUUCCAGAUCGUCAAUAGCUGCUCCUUCACCGUCUGGGCCGCAUGGGCCACCACCGGCCCUCGAGCAGGCGGCGGUAACCAGCUCAACCCGGGUCAGUCCUGGACCAUCAACAUUAACGCCGGCGCCACUGGCGGCCGCAUAUGGCCCCGCACUGGGUGCUCCUCCGACGGCAGAAACUGCCAGACCGGUGACUGCGGGAUGCUGCAGUGCCAGGGCUACGGCCGGCCGCCCAACACCCUCGCCGAGUUCGCCCUCAACCAGUUCAACAACCUCGACUUCUUCGACAUCUCCCUCGUGGACGGGUACAACGUGGGUAUAGACUUCAGCCCCACCAGUGGCGGGUGCCGCGGGAUCCGGUGCUCCGCCAACAUCGUGGGGGAGUGCCCGGCGCAGCUGAGGACGCCGGGGGGCUGCAACAACCCCUGCACCGUGUUCGGGACGCCGCAGUACUGCUGCACCAAUGGACCGUGUGGGCCCACGGAUUUUUCAAGGUUCUUUAAGACGCGGUGCCCGGACGCCUACAGCUACCCGCAGGACGAUCAGACCAGCACGUUUACCUGCCCUGGUGGCACCAACUACAGAGUCACCUUCUGCCCUUGAUCGACGUGAUGCAUGGGGGCAUCAGUCUAUAAUUAGUAUAUAAGACAAUAAGAUUUACAAGGAUCUAGCCAAUUCGACACGUUUCUAUAUAUAUAUAUAUAUAUAUAAUCAUGGAGAAUAAAACAUGUGUGCUGAAUUACUAGCGUGAGGUCGAUCUGUUCACGCCUGUACCUGCUAUCCAUCAAUAAAUAUAAUGAUUAGAUCGCCAUCGAUAUGAUAAUAACUUCUAUCUUUGUUUUCCUUA